Molecule: messenger RNA, 4860 nt
Organism: Diabrotica balteata
Lineage: Eukaryota; Metazoa; Arthropoda; Insecta; Coleoptera; Chrysomelidae
Source: the annotation of a GenBank genome assembly
CGUCAUUACGUCAAUGUAGCAACUAGCAAGCUACUGACUGAGUGCUUUUUUUAUUGUAGUAAACGUGUUUUCAUUAACAUUUAUUCAUAAUAUAAUUCCCGUUUAAAUAUGGGUUCCUCAAGAAGACGGGAUCGUUCCAGAUCUCGAGACAGACGAGACCGUUCCAGAUCUAGGGACAGAGACCGAGACAGACGCGACAGGAAACGUAGUAGAUCUCGAGACAGGUACAGAGAUAGGGAUCGUCGAAGAGACAGAAGCAGAAGUCGCGAUCGCGAAAGACGCCGUGAAAGAGAGCGAUCUAUAACACCACCAGAACCCGAUGGCGAUAAAAUGAUAGCAGACACUCUUGCUACUCUAGCUGCGACCAGAAACUUUGCAAGUUUAAUUUCAAGAGAGGGAGAUGGCAAUUCAAAUAUGUCUACUGAGAGCAGUGACGAUGAAAGAAGGAGAAAAAGGAGAUCUAGAUGGGGAGGUAGCGAACAUGAGAAAAUAUUUAUCCCCGGAAUGCCUACCAUAUUACCACAGAACCUUAAUAAGGAACAGGAGGAAGCAUAUUUACUUCAGCUGCAGAUCGAAGAAGUGAGCCGCAAGCUGAGAUCCGGCGACUUGGGCAUCCCGCCAAAUCCCGAAGAAAGAUCACCGUCUCCAGAGCCCAUUUAUAGCAGCGAUGGUAAACGUCUGAAUACUAGGGAAUUUCGUACGAGAAAACGUCUUGAAGAAGACAGGCACACUUUGGUUCUUAGAAUGCAAAGUAUCAAUCCCGAAUUCAAGCCGCCUCUUGAUUAUAAACCGCCAGUAACCAGAGUUAGCGACAAAGUGAUGAUACCUCAAGAAGAACACCCGGAAAUUAAUUUUGUGGGUCUUUUGAUCGGUCCUAGAGGAAAUACCUUAAAGACGAUGGAAAAAGAAACUGGUGCAAAGAUUAUCAUACGAGGAAAAGGAUCUGUCAAGGAGGGAAAAGUCGGGAGAAAAGAUGGACAGCCGCUUCCGGGAGAAGACGAACCGUUACAUGCCUAUAUUACGGCCACCAAUCCGGAGUGUGUGAAGAAAGCUGUAGAAAGGAUCAAAGAAGUCAUACGUCAAGGAGUAGAAGUACCAGAAAAUCAAAACGAUCUCAGGCGAAUGCAACUGAGAGAACUCGCACAACUAAAUGGUACAUUACGAGAGAAUGACGGCAUGAGAUGCAACAAUUGCGGAGCUACAGAUCAUAAAUCUUGGCUGUGUCCGGAUAAACCGAACAUUACCAACAGUAUCGUUUGCUCGAGUUGUGGAGCAGCUGGUCACAUAGCUCGCGAUUGUCGCUCCAAACGACCGGGACAAGGAGGUCCCCCGUUGCCGGGACAAGGAGACAAAGCGAAAAUAGACGAGGAAUAUCUGUCUCUAAUGGCUGAACUAGGCGAAGGUCCACAGCCUGUUUUUAUGCAGAACGGAAACAAUCACCAGAGAAAGCAACCACCGGCUCCUCCAGUUUCAAGUUUCAACAUUUUCGAAAAUCAAGCACCCCCUCGGCCUAUCAUGCCUCCGCCAAUGCCAGGAGCCCCGAUGCAAAUGUUACAGACCGGCAGCAUCCCUCCGCCGUCGUGGCCGGCUCCGGCGCCGAUGCCGUGGCCUCCGGCGCCGCCUCCGGGAAUUAUGCCGCCGCCACCUCCACCGGGGGCGUCCAGUCCGCCGCAAACGAUGAUACCGCCACCGUGGUCAUCGAAUCAACCGCCUCCGCCGGGAGCGCCGCCACCGUUCGCGUCUUGGCCGCCGAGCAGUUUCCCUCCACCUCCGCCACCCGGAAUAGACGUCAAUUCUUUGCUGACGUCACCACCUCCUCCGCCGCCGUCUUAAAUGCGCUCCAGAAGGGCGAAAGUUUAGUGUUAAGAAGUUGGUAGUUUUAGUUGUGAACAAGUGGUUGUUCCUGUAGGACGUCCCGAGGAAAUAUUUUGAUCUUUGGAUUAUAUUGAUUAUUAUUUCUACCUUGAUUAUAAUUUUUAACCAAUUUAGUUAGCGUUGGUGACCUCGAUAACAAUUUAAAGGUAGUAACCAAAUGCAUUUGGCAUUUUUCGUCUAUUUUUGCACUGAUACUGCUUUGUUAAUAAUUUCUAGAUACAAUAUAGUAAAUUACAUAGAAGCAGGAAAAAUCAUGCAAAAAAAUAUCAUACUGAACUUGUUUAGUUUUAUUUGCAGUAUCUGGUGUAGACGGUGAUGAUGAAACCACAUAACAUAUACAUUGUUUGCUUUUAACUGCUUAAAAAUAUCACUAAAACCUAUUUUAGAAUUAUUCUGACUUGCGUACAUCAGAGUCACAUUUUUACAUACAUUUAAAAUUGGGAGAAUUUGAUAGUAAAAAAUGGUCGCUAAUAUUUUUAGUUCAAUUAAUAGUAAUUAAUUUUUGACAAAAUUCUCCGACCACCAUUCUUGAUUUUUUGGUUCAUGUUUGUCUUUAUCCUAAAGCUUCACUUGCAGCCUCAUGGAUGCAUUUUUUAAGUUGCUGGUAUAAUUCUUCCGCUGAUAUAUUUUCUCGAUCCACAUUUUGUAAUUUUGUGGCCAAUCGUAAUUUGAAAUGAAAAUUCGUUGAAUCUUCUUUUAAGCUUCUAGGUUAUACAAACUUCUGCUUGUUUGGUUCUAAUUUCGAGGCUUUUGGUCGAAAUUUUUAGCAAUUAUUUCUUUUGACAAGGGAUGAGUUGCUAGCCCGUCGCCUCAACCCUCCUCCUUUAUCUGGGCUUGGGACCGGCACUGGCAUUUAUUGGGCUACUCAAUCCACCCGGCACUUACCGUAGGCAGGGUUUUAUGUGUAAUUAGUACAGUAUUAUUAAUUAACGUAUUAUUUUAAGAACAAAAUGUGAUUGAAAUGUCGAAUGGUGGUAGUUCAGAUUUCUUUCCUAGAUGGCGUCGUUAGUUUACUGAACAAACGGUGUGACUUGUCAUCAUAGCCUUUUAUAUAGAUUGAUAUACAUAUUAUCACUUGUCAAACCACUGUUGUUGCGCCCCAACUCUAUUUUACUUUAUCUUUGAUAGCUCGCGUUUUUAAUAGCUGUCAAAUCUAAUUGUCGACCAUUUUUUCUCAAGCAACCAUAUAUCAUCAUAUUAAGAAAAAAAUUAGCUUUCAUUAACGAAAUUAAAUAUUUGUCAAAAACGAAUUACUAUUAAUUGAAUUAAAAAUAUUUGCUGCCAAUUUUUGAUUGACAACCUAUUUCGUAUUUUUCAUAUAAAAAUGCUUGCACGUCACUCAAGAUUUACGACGUCAGAACCCCACAGCGUUGCCAAAACAUCAGAAUAGUUAGUAAGUGAGGAAUUUUUUAAAUGUCCACUAUUUGUCAAACUAUUAUAAUAACAGUAAAUACACUUAGUUUUAAUACUACUGCAACACACUAAAAUACAUAAGAAAACAUUUUAAUACAAAAUUAUGUAUUCUAAAUUUUAAAAUUACCUCUUUUAGGUCUUUAAUAGUAAAAACGUCCCGCCAUUAUUUCUUAUUCAAAAUAAUCCAUCUUAUUUGAAAGCUUCUUCUAUUAGACUAUUUAUUUGUUUUGUGACAUAGCACAAUCACAAUACACAACAAUAAUUAGUUUUUAAAGCUAUUAAUUCAAAUUUAAUAUGUAUUUAUAAAUACAAUUUAUUAAUAUAUAUUAUAUUAUGAUCAAUUUGUGUAAGAAAUCAAAACAUAAACAAAAUUCUUACUCUAAAAAAGCGGCAACACUUUAUUCAAUUUUGCCACACGCUGAACUGUCAAUAAAAUUUGAAGUAUUACCCGUAUCAGUUGCGUACAAUUGUCUAAUCUAUUUAAUUAAAAUUGUUAUUUUGUGGAAUAUUAUACUUAAAUGAGUUAUUUCAUAAAAUUUAUAUUAUUAACAAUAACAAAUGUUUUUGGUUAUUUAAUCAAUAUAAUUCUAAAAUUUCCAAUAUAAUGAUGAUCAAAUUUUUCUGAUUAUUACACUAUGUUGACGCCUAUGACAGAUCGAGCAGUUCCGUAUGGGCUUCGUAUUAUUAGCUGUGUUUAGGAAAAUUUGAACUCUAAGGUUGACGUUCUGGAAAUUUUAAAUAUAAGUAAGUCACUUUAUAUAAAUUGUGACGUGCAAACAUUUUUAUAUGAAAAAUGCUAUAUCAAUGUAUUCUCAUAAUUUUAAAUGUAUAUAAAAAUGCGAGUUUGAUGAACGUAGUGGGAUCUUAUAAUAUCAAAUUCUCAAGAAAAUAAAAUCACUUUAAAUAUUUUGUCAAUAGUUUAUAUCGUUUUAAAUUUAUAGUAAUAUCUAUUUCGCACAUAUUUCUGCGAAAAUAUCAACUUUAAAAUUGAAUGACGUGCAAUGAAUUUAUUAAGAAAAUAAAAGUACAAAGCACGUUACGUAAACGUAAAGUUGGUUGCCUACCAACAUAGGCAAUAUGGGUUUAAAUAAAUCAGGAGGCAAAUCUAAAAAGGUUUUCGUAAACCAUUGUUUCAGUUUUGCUUGAUUAUAUUAUUUUUAAAUGUGACUUACUGUUUCUUCCUUCCAUUAUUGCACUAUUUACAUUUAAUCAUUUAUGUGAAUAUAUAAAAAAAAUAAGAGACAGAAUUCAGCCUUGUUUAGCGCUAACUCCCUUUAUACAUCUUUUUCAGUGCUCUAAAGAUGUUUGUUGUAUCAUAAACUACAAGAAUGUUGCAUAAUGUAUCACGCUCUGGUAUUUUUUUCUACACAAAAAAAAAUUAAUUUUGAACAUUGAUUUUAUUUGACUCUUGUCUCGUAUAUUAAGUAAAAUAAUAAAUAUUCUUUCAAAGUAUUAAAAAAGAAAUUAACAAUACUUACAUUGAGAUAUCAUUUUAUCCCAACGUUAAAAAUUUUCUUUUUAAAAUAUUUUGUAGGUGUCAUCUUUGGAAUAUUAAAAACGUAUUUUGACCUU